Molecule: messenger RNA, 1984 nt
Organism: Papaver somniferum (opium poppy)
Lineage: Eukaryota; Viridiplantae; Streptophyta; Magnoliopsida; Ranunculales; Papaveraceae
Exons: 15
Coding region: 109-1740 (543 amino acids)
Biological process (GO): RNA processing
Molecular function (GO): RNA methyltransferase activity
Source: RefSeq, a predicted model, not a curated record
AGUUGCUCCAUCACCAGGAACAGGGUAGAAUGUAAACAUUAUCCACUUGAUUUUCCGCCCUCAUGUCACCAAGAACUCUCAACAAAAAAAAUAUUUAGCAGGAGAGAAAUGCUUCUCUCACUCAUCUCACCAGUCCUUCAAAACCCGUCAUCUUCACUCAUCAUCAAAUCUCAUCUUACAACUCAAUCUUCUCCAAUUCACACUCAACUAUCUUCAUCUUCUCCAUCAUUACCAUCACCUUCACCAAAAACCCUUUCACUGAUACCUAACACCAACAAUAGCAUUAAUAAUAACCCAAUAGUCCCAGAUCCUUCGUUGAAUUGUGCACUUCAGUGUCAGCACUUUGAUUCGUGUUCUGGGUGCACCCACGAAUGGAAUCUUCAUAGUCCUAACAUACUUGAAGAUGCUAAUGCUUUCUUUAGAAAUCUUGGUGUUUCAAAUUUUACGUUUGAUAGUUGUAGAUUGUGGGGUUGGAGAUGUCGUGCAAAAUUAGCUGUUAGAGGUUCUUCAGUUAAACCUUUGAUUGGUCUGUAUCAAGAGGGUACUCAUAAUGUUGUAGAUAUUCCUUCCUGCCAAGCUCAUCAUCCGAGCAUCAAUGCAGCUGUUGAGCUUCUUAAACAAGGAAUGGCUAAGCUGGAUGUGGUGCCAUAUGAUGAAGACGAGGUGACUGGGGAGCUUCGAUAUGUACAGAUGGCUGUCACUAUGCAUAACACAUCCCUUCCAGCGACUGAGAGAUACCGCAGCGGUAAAGUACAGGUUUCCUUGGUUUGGAAUUCAAGAAAUGAGACUUCAUACGGUGCAGACAAGUUGAAUGCUUUGGCCACUUUCUUAUGGCGAAAUGGUGGGCCCAGUAGCAAUCUUAAUCUCAUACACUCUGUUUGGGUUAACUUCCAGACAUCGACUAACAAUAUAAUUUUUGGAAAUCGGUGGAGACAUCUAUUAGGGGAAAUAGAUUUUUGGGAACGUGUUGGGGGCAUCGACAUAUCCUUGGCUCCGUCCAGUUUUGGUCAAGCUAAUACAAGGGCGUUUGAUUCUUUGCUCCAAAGAUUGCACAAGUAUGUCCCUUAUGGUGCUUCAGUUGCUGAUAUGUAUGCAGGAGCAGGUGUCAUUGGAUUAUCAUUGGCUGUUGCUAAGAAAUGCAGGUCUGUUAAGUGCAUUGAAAUUAACAAAGAGUCGAAGCUAUCUUUUGAGAAGACAGUCAGCCGCUUGCCAAAACAUCUAGAUAGCAACAUUAGCUGGCACCAUGCAGACACUUCAAUUGAUCCUCUCUCUUGGCUCGAGGGAUCAGAUGUAGUUGUUGUUGAUCCUCCUAGGAAAGGGUUGGACCCAACCCUGGUUGAAACGCUACGGAACUUAUUUCAUUAUGAACGCAAGGCAAAGUCCCCUGUGAGGUCUGUUUUGAAGGAAAAAGAUGAAAAGCGACCAUGGAUUUUACGUGCGAAGGAGUCAUCAGUGGAGAUAGAAGGCAAAACAAUAUGGGAGAAAAGUCAAUCACUUCCGGAAACUCUUAUUUAUAUAAGCUGUGGAUGGGAGAGCUUUAAGGAGGAUUGCAGAUCGUUGUUGUCUAGUAAAGGGUGGCAUUUGGAGAAAGCCCAUGGCUUCAAUUUCUUUCCUGGAACUAACAGCAUCGAAAUCUUGGCAGUGUUCAAACGGACAGCAGGGGAUGGAGUUAAGAAAAAGAAAACAGGAAAGAAAAAGAAGAAGAAAUCACAGUCAGGAGUUGUCCACUCAGAGAUGUAAUGUAAAAGAAGAUAUUCGAAACAGAAGCGCCAUUUUUCAUCUCUCCGCGACAAAAAUGAACUGGUCGUUUUGUACUGCAUACACAGAAAUAGCUAUAAAGAUUCAAAUUCUACACGUACUGUUUUCUCUGUUUUGAAACUUGUAAGGUGUGACUGAAUGAAAAGCUAAUGACAAAAUAUAACGGAAGAACAAAAGAGGAACCAUGUUCUAUUAAAUAAAAGUGUUGCUGGUCUGUUGCUUUGAA